AUGGAGGAGGAAUCGUUUACCUACGUCCUCUCCCCGGCCACCACCACCCAGGAAUGCGUCCACCGCGUGGCGGAGGAAAAACUGCCUUCACUGGCGGAAUCCAUGGAAUUCGCAGCGAAAACGGGCGGAACGCUGUUCAUUGACUGCGAGGGACUCAUCGACGAUGUAUUGCUAAGCUUCUGUCGGGUCUCGGAAGGCGUGAACGGAGGCAGGGCGCACGCACCGCCGGGCGGUGGUUUUUUACCUGCAACCACCGCCCCGCACUGCGCGAAGUCAGGGUCUUCGGCGCCGGCGCCCUUUCAGGCAGGCGCGUGGCUAUAUGUGUGGGAACAGUUUCAACGCGAUAUCGCUCGAGAAACACUGAUAAUUGACGGAACCCCUUGCAGUGACGCUUACGCCGCGUUGGAGCGCAUAAAACGGUUGCUGAGCGACGCGUAUGAUGCAAUGCCCGCGCGUUUUAUCUCUGCGCAAACGUGGGGGUCCGCGGAAGAGCAUGGGGAUGGGGGGUUGAGGUCGCAGGUCUCCCAUGCCGUUCGGGGGCUCCUGGGCGAUGCGCAGCGAUUUUGCAAAAAGGUGUGGAAGAAGGGAAAAUUGGAUGAAGCCGUUCGAACUGCCAUUCUCGUAGCGCAGCAGGCCGUGAUGGCGUUUCCGGUGGAGCUUUUGCAUGCGCAAUUUGGCGGAACCUCGCAAGCAGGCGCCGCUGGAGGAGAUGACGCGGGAUCGGAGGUGAUUUAUAUUGGGGAGCCGUAUUUGAACAGUCCGCAAGGCGAUGGAGGGACGGCCCCUUCGACCGGCGGUGAAAGUCGAAGAAUGGUUGUGCGGGUGGAGCGUCGAAACCAAGGACGCGGCCCAGCGUUUGUGCGCGUUGAAAAGUUUAUGCAUGUCUUUGCUGUGGAUGGGUCCGCGAACGUGUCGACAAAGUUGCAGCUUUGGAUCGUUAUUGAACUCGGUUUUUUCACCAACGACAAGGUCGAGUUGAAGUGGGAGUGGCUACGGGCCCCCGGCCCUUCGCCUGCGCCCAACACCCCAGCGCCGGAAACGGCCGAAAAAGAGGAGUUGUAA
Molecule: messenger RNA, 1062 nt
Organism: Trypanosoma rangeli
Lineage: Eukaryota; Euglenozoa; Kinetoplastea; Trypanosomatida; Trypanosomatidae
Exons: 1
Coding region: 1-1062 (353 amino acids)
Source: RefSeq, a predicted model, not a curated record